GUAUAUAAGCUUGGUUAAGGAUCGAUGUGAGUAGACAGCCAGCAAGUGUCAGCAGGCAAAGUGUAACAAAUCAGUCCAGCUAAAUAAGCAAGAUGUACGCGAAACUCGCUCUCGUUGCCCUCGUCGUUGCCGCUGCAGUAGCGGUGCCCGCCCCUGGUUACGGAGGACACAAACACGUCACCAUCCACGUGCCGUACAAAGUGCACACGAUCCAUCAUCACCACGUUUCCAAGGUUCACGUACCGGUGCAUGUCCCGGUGGUGAAGGAGGUGCCGGUGAUCAAGGAAGUGCCGAUCUACAAGCACGUCCCCGUGCCGGUGAUCCAGCACGUGCCGGUGCCGGUGAUCAAGAAGGUGGAGGUGGAGAAGCAGGUGUUCGUGCCGGUGCAUCACCACGAGGAGCAUGUGCACCACGGGUGGGAGGGCGAGUCGCUGUCACAUGGCUGGAACUGAUCGGUGCAUAGUUGUUUAGGUUAAGGUAGCAGUAAGUUCACGCUUCGAAUCAUCGUCAUUGUAAAUACAAGAACAUCAUCAUUUUUGGUACAGGCCGAGUUCAAAAAGUGUACAGUAUAAUAUAAAAGAGUUUUGUGAUAUGAUAAGGCUAUAUACACACUAUAUGUAGCUGUGUCCGUUUGUAUGAACUUUGUAAUGCUUUGAUAUCGUGUGUUAUUCUUAAAUGCCUUUGCUAUUGUAAUAAUAUUAAUGCUGUUUUGAUUUUAAACUUCUUUGGCGAAACAUUGUUUUAAAAUUAUUUUAUACUUUAGUCAGUGAAUUACAUCAAUUUAAAUUGACCGUUAUUGUUAACCAUUUGAAGUGUUUUUUGUAAUAUAUAGAGAAAAUAACCUAACAAUAAUGAAACGGCUUCUGAGUGUGUAUACAGCCAAAUCUAAUGUUUGCUCAAAUAACAAGUACCUUAUUGUAUAUACAGGAACCAAAGAAAAUAAACGAUGAAUGUUUGUUUUUA
This is a messenger RNA of Zerene cesonia (dogface butterfly), 963 nucleotides long. RefSeq lists its product as uncharacterized. The record is from RefSeq and is a predicted model, not a curated record. The transcript is spliced from 4 exons. Bases 93 to 452 code for a protein of 119 amino acids. Lineage: Eukaryota; Metazoa; Arthropoda; Insecta; Lepidoptera; Pieridae.